AUGCAAAUCUAAGAUUAUAAAUUUAAGAACGUCAAGAUUGAAGUUCAACUUAGCAUCAAAGAACUCUAACCUAAAUAAGUUGAAGUCCAAUUAUCAUAUAAGGAUUCAAAUGAAUAAAUAUAUAAAAUAAAAAAUCAGUCAAUACUCAUGAAUAAAUAAGAUGAUUAAUGGAUAACUAGUUACAACGCAGUAUUCGAAUUUCAUAAGUACUAAAGCUAUCGUCUCGAUAUAAGUGUAGAUGAGGAUAAAUCUAUUGGCUACAUUUAAUUUUAAUUGGGAGAAUUAAUAAAAAAUGGCACUUAAAUCAAAACAAAUAAUCACUUUACUAUAAAGCUAGAGGCAAAUUUGUUACAAAAAGGAACUCUAUUGUUCCAACAUUGGGCUGGAGAAAAGCUAUUAAAUACAGAUGGAAUUUUCAACAAAUCAGACCCUUUUUUGCAGUUUUUUUAAUGGGAUGAUGAUGAAUGGAAACUUGCUUAUGUAACUGAAUUUAUUGAAGAUAAUUUAAAUCCUACUUGGGUUCCAUUUUCAAUUGACAUGGGCCUUUUAAAUUUCUAUGAUGAUUACAAAAACUUUAAAAUUGAAUGUUGGGAUCACUCGUAAAAGAAUCCUCCAAAACACAAAUUUAUUGGGUUUAUUGAAUUAUCAUAUCAUGAUAUUAUGUUAUCUCCAAGUAAACAAUUUGCGUUAAUUAAUCCAGAACAUAAAAACUGUGGACAUUUAAAAUUAUUGUCAUGUCAGAUUAAGCAUGAAUUAAAUUUUUAUUCUUGGCUUUAAAGUAAACAAAUUUAAAUUUUAAUUUUCAUGGAAUUUAGCAAAAGUUCCAUGAAUAUGCAUGUUAAAUCUCACAACCAAUUAAAUAUAUUUUAAUAGUUUCUUAUUAUUAUAGGAUCCAUUCUAAUUCAAUAUAAUAAAUAAAAUACAGCCUCAUUGUAUGGGUUUGGUGGAAAACUCAAUUAAUAAAAUAAAGAUUUGUAAUUUCUCCUUUUCUAUAUUGACUAGUUUUAUAAUUUCAAACUAAUAAAAUGGGAUUCAAUAGAUCUGCGAAGAUUAUUCAAAAUGUUCUAAAUAUAUUGA
Paramecium tetraurelia is the source of this 1077-nucleotide messenger RNA. RefSeq lists its product as uncharacterized. Lineage: Eukaryota; Ciliophora; Oligohymenophorea; Peniculida; Parameciidae. Gene Ontology annotation, molecular function: calcium-dependent phospholipid binding. The transcript has 3 exons. The record is from RefSeq and is a predicted model, not a curated record. Gene Ontology annotation, cellular component: plasma membrane. Gene Ontology annotation, biological process: cellular response to calcium ion.